This is a messenger RNA of Exophiala spinifera, 1737 nucleotides long. RefSeq lists its product as uncharacterized. Lineage: Eukaryota; Fungi; Ascomycota; Eurotiomycetes; Chaetothyriales; Herpotrichiellaceae. Gene Ontology annotation, molecular function: transmembrane transporter activity. Gene Ontology annotation, biological process: transmembrane transport. The transcript is spliced from 3 exons. The record is from RefSeq and is a predicted model, not a curated record. Bases 1 to 1737 code for a protein of 578 amino acids.
AUGAGCUCCUUCAGCAAUGAAAAGGCAGAGAGCGCCACUGCUGAGGAGAAAGCUUACGACUCUCGCCAUGAGCUUGAUAGAACCGACACACACGAAACACACGAUGCAUUGCAUGUGCACAACGACCUUGCUCACAAGGGUGAUGAUUCAGAUGGUGAGGUCGACUGGACUUUCAGAACCAUCAUAGCCGCACUUUCUCUGGGGGGUCUUUACACGGGUUCCCAAAUCAUGCUGUACUUUGUCGGCGGCUGCUUAGCCUUUAUCCAAACCGAUCUACACGCAGAGAAAAACGGUUCAUGGUUGCCAGUGGCAAAUACUCUAGCGAUUACAGCCGUGGCACCUUUCACUGGCUACCUUCAGGACCUCCUUGGCCGACGAAACAUAACACUUGUCGGGUCCAUCAUUAUUAUGGUUGGAAUUUGCUUGAUUGGAGGCGCACAGAACUUCCCAAUGGGUGUCGCUGGGAUGGCACUGUCGGGAGCAGGCGCUGGCAUCUGCGAACUAACAGCUCUCGCUGGGAUCUCAGACAUUGUACCCGUUCGCAAACGAGGUCUCGCACUGGCUUUGAUGACGGGAUGCAUUAUCCCAUUCACGCCGUAUGUGAUGUACUCUCAACUAUUGUCGACGUAUCACACUUGGAGAUGGGGCCAGUGGAUCUCUCUCAUUUGGAACGGUCUCGUCUUUAUUGGGCUUGCCACGACCUAUUUUCCCAAGGCACAUCCAAGAAUGGAAGGAUUCUCCAAGAGCAAGAUUCUUGCGCGAAUUGACUAUGUCGGUGCAGUUCUAUCCAUCACGGGGAUCACCAUAUUCCUGGUUGCUCUACAGGCAGGCGGCUAUAGCCAUCCUUGGGCCAGCGCCUAUGUCCUUGCACAACUACUCAUCGGGAUCUUGCUCAUCGCUGCUUGGAUCGCGUGGGAAAUUAAAUUUGCAAAGUUCCCCAUGGUUCCCAAAGAGAUGUUUCAGGGUCAGCGAAUCGUCGGCCUAGCCUUCUUCAUCGCUUUUGUCGCCGGGAUGGACUUUUACUCCGUCAUCAACUUCUUCCCGCUCUCCUUCGGUGCUGUCUAUGAUCCUGAUCCAGUACAGGUCGGACUGAAGGGACUAGGGUAUGGGAUAUCCACAACUAUUGGUGCAGUGUUCUUCAAUGCACUGCUCUCAACCAAGAUUCCUGCCAAGGUUAUCCUCUUGGUCGCUACAGUUCUCAUGACUGCGUUUGCUGGCGCAUUGGCGGCGACAACACCCGAUACAGCCAAGAUGGCCGUCGCCUUUGGUACCAUUGGCUCCUUUGGAAUUGGCGGCGUGCUUGUACCUUCAGCGACGAUUGCUCUGAUUGUCGUGCCUGACACCCUUCUCGCCACCACCGCGGCACUGUCUCUCUCCAUCAGAACCAUCGGCGGCUCCAUCGGUUUCAGUAUCUACUACAAUGUCUUUGUUAACAAACUUACAAAGGCACUACCUGAGAAAGUUGCCGAGUACGCUAUCAAGGCAGGGUUGUCUGUCGUAGACGCACCUGGGUUUGUGACUGCUUUCUUAACCGCCCCUGCAACUCUUGCUACUACCCCUGGCUACACCCCCGAAAUCGCCGCAGCUGCAACGAUCGGCACGAAAUGGGCAUACGCAUACGCACUCAAGUAUGUCUGGUAUUGCAGCAUUCCUUUCGGUGCCUUGGCCAUCAUUUCGUGUACCCUCAUGCCAAGUAUCAAGGCAUACCAGACCAACCGUGUCGCAGUUGCACUGUGA